AUGUCUAACAAAGUCUUACUUGCAGAUUACAAUAAUCAUGGGCAAUAACAAUUCGAUUAUCCUGAAUAAGAUGUUUAUUACACAGGUAUGUCACUUAAUCCAUUCUUAAAGGCCGUAAAUUGGAUCAAGAAUUGAAGCGAGGACCCAUUGAAUCAAGAGGAUGUCGAGAUUUCUUAUGUGUUAUACUUUAUUUAGGAUUAUGGGCGUUAAUGAUAUUUUGUGCAAUAAAUUCAUGGGAUGAAGGCGAUACUUCUAAAAUUUACUUACCUUAUGACAGUGUAAACAAAAGGAUCUAUUUGUUAGGAAUAGCGCUAAUGUGGAAAGGGAGAUCUUAAAAGCUACUCCAAUAUAUAUAUAUUAAGUUAAUCAGAAUCCUAUUGUGUAUCAGAUUGUCCUGGAGAAAGUGGAGUAGGAAAAGAACUUCCUUGUUAUUAAUGUAAAGCUUAGACUGCACCUUAUGCAAGUGUAUAAGUGCUUACUUUGUGCUUUCCAAGUUUGAAAGUUGAUGAGUAAUAUUAAAAAUUGAUAAAUGAUUUGGUGGAGAUUGGUGGAUUUUAAAAACAUUAUGCAGAUUUGGAAGAAACAUGGCCAAUAAUAUUGGCUAGUGCAGGAAUUGCAUUUUUUAUGGCGAUAUUGUUAACAUUCUUGAUAAGAAUAGCAGCAGGAUGUAUAGUAUGGGGAAUGAUUCUCAUCUAUUUAUUGAUUGUAGGAGCUAUCGGAACAGUUGCUUAUUUGCAAUCAAAGGGACAUUACUAAGAAUAUCGUGUAGUGGAUGAUACAAAACAAUUAGAAAUAAUAGCUUAUUUAUUUUGGAGUAUUGGAGGAUUAUCCCUUUUGAUAAUUCUAUGUUUAGCUAAGAAGAUUUCAUAAGCAAUAUAGGUAUUGAAAACAGCAGCAGAUUUUACAAGAGAAGAAUGGUAAACACUUUUUGUUCCAGUGAUAAUUCUUAUUUUGGGAUUAGGAUUCUUUAUAUAUUGGAUAAUAUUUUCAGCAUUAAUAUAUUCUACAUCAAGUGAUUUGAAUAAGAGUUAAUACAGUCCAUAUGUUGAAUUAUAAUGGGAUGCAAAGACUGGUUGGUAAUUGGCUAUAUAUUUUUUUGGAUUAAUAUGGAAUAUAUGUUUUGCAUUGUCAUUAUGUUAAUUUGUGAUAAGCAGUUGUUGUUGUAUGUGGUAUUACAGUCAUAUUGGUUAUCCAUUGAAAAGUAGUAUACUAAAAAGUUUUUGUCGUGGAUUCACAACUAAUUUUGGCAGUUUAUUAUUUGGUUCUUUAAUUUUGGCUAUAGUUUGGACAAUUAAAUUUAUUUUAGAUGCUUUUCAUGUAAUUAAAUUAAUUUAAUAAAUAGAAAUAAUUAAAAUAAUCAGUCUCAGGUGAUAAUAAUGCAUUAGGAUACGCAUUAAGAUGUGCAAAAUAUUAUGUUUCGUGUUUUGAAAAGUUUAUAAGAUUUUUGAAUUAAAAUGCAUAUACAAUGAUGGCAUUAACAGGAUAGAGUUUUUGUAAUGCUGCCUAUGAUGCUUUCUAUCUCAUCUUGAGAAAUGCUACUCGCGUUGCAAUCACACAUGGAUGUAAUUAAUUAAAUAUAUAUAUAAAUAGUGGGAGAACUCUUUGAAUUUCUGGGUGCUAUUUUUAUAUCGGCUACUACUUCUUUUAUUUGUUAUUUGAUCAUUACUAAAAGUGAAUCUUAUAAAAAUAAUAUUUUUAGUCCAAUCGCUCCUACCUUUGUAAUUCUUAACAUUACUUUUAGGCCUUUGUUGUUGUAUCCUAUAUGAUUGGUAAAAUGUUCAUGAAUCUUUAUGGAAUGGGAGUUGAUACUCUAUUGAUUUGCUACAUUGUUGAUACUGAAAUGAACAAAAAUGAAGGAGGUGCCAAAUCAGUACCUAAUUCACUGAAAUAAUAUGCUUCAGAAUUAAAUUGA
Paramecium sonneborni is the source of this 1912-nucleotide messenger RNA. Lineage: Eukaryota; Ciliophora; Oligohymenophorea; Peniculida; Parameciidae. The record is from the annotation of a GenBank genome assembly.